GGUGUUGAAUUUAAUAAGGGAAUUCGAGUUGCAGAAAAUGAAGGAAUCUGAGACUGUCAAAGAAUACUCAGAUCGGUUGCUUGGCAUUGUUAACAAGGCACAAGAGCAAAGGAGGCUUAUGAGGCAAGAUGGUAUGGUUGAAGGAGCCCUGACAGCCAACCACAAAACUCAAAGCAAGGGUAAUAAUGUUAAAAAAAAUUACCCGCCUUGUCAGCACUGUGGCAAAAAAGGUCAUCCACCAUUCAAAUGUUGGAAGAGGCCAGAUGCAAAGUGCAAAAUUUGCAACCAACUUGGUCAUGAAGCUGUAAUUUGCAAAGGCAAAUAUCAAAAGCAUGAAGCAGAUGCCCAAGUCGCCAAUGAAGAAGAAGAAGAUCACUUGUUUGUGGCAACUAUACUUUCAACCAAAAAAUCUGAUUUUUGGUUGAUUGACAGUGGUUGUACAAACCACAUGACAUAUGACAGAAAUCUUUUCAAAGAGUUCACGUCUAUAGGAAAUAAGAAAUUCAGAAUUGGAAAUGGUGAUUAUAUUCUUGCUAAAGGAAAAGGAACUGUUGCAAUCCCAACAAAUUCAGCCGAAGAUGAAGAAUGGAGUCAAAAGAAUCUACUAAGUGCAGGUAAUUCUCCAACUGAGGACAUAUGUGAAAAUAAGGUAAGGAAGAAGUUGUCAAUAUUUCAGAAAAUGCAAUUCUGGAAGAAAGUUGACAAGUCUCAAGGCAAGAUGCAAAUGAACCUGAAAACUUAUUUCAUUAACAAUCAUGAGAUGCAGCAAAAUACAGAAGUGAACUCGAUUCACUGCAAGUGCAAAGAUCAGUUGACAGAUUUACGUGCAAAGUCGCUUCCAGUUAAAGGUUUACAAGGGACAAAUUCAGAAUUUGCAGCUUCAAAAGCAAGGAGGAGUGUUAGAAAUAUGCUUUAGAAGCUGCUCUCAGUAAAAUUAUUGUACUGUUUCAGCUAUUUACUGCAGUAAUUUAGUUUGAAUUUGAAAUAAUUUUGAACUAGUCUUUAGGAGUGAACGAGUCUUUAGGAGUUAGUUAUUUUCAGCAUAUUUUGUGCUGAUUUUUUAGGUCU
Nicotiana attenuata is the source of this 1068-nucleotide messenger RNA. RefSeq lists its product as uncharacterized. The transcript is spliced from 3 exons. The record is from RefSeq and is a predicted model, not a curated record. Bases 38 to 916 code for a protein of 292 amino acids. Gene Ontology annotation, molecular function: nucleic acid binding; zinc ion binding. NCBI's taxonomy places the organism in Eukaryota, Viridiplantae, Streptophyta, Magnoliopsida, Solanales, Solanaceae.